Messenger RNA from Arabidopsis lyrata subsp. lyrata, 2786 nucleotides. RefSeq lists its product as uncharacterized. The coding region runs from base 913 to 2757 and encodes 614 amino acids. The record is from RefSeq and is a predicted model, not a curated record. NCBI's taxonomy places the organism in Eukaryota, Viridiplantae, Streptophyta, Magnoliopsida, Brassicales, Brassicaceae. The transcript has 2 exons.
UUUGUUGACUUGUAAUUGUGAAUUGUAGUUGGAUUUGCGGAUAUGUAGUUGCGGCUCUGUAGCUGUUCAGUACAAGAACUACAAGGUAUUUACAGCUUUGUAGCUGUUCCAGUAAAGAUGAGUUGUGUUGUUGUAAUGAUUCUGAUAAUCCAUGUCGUUUUUUUGUUUGCAGAUUCUUGAUUCAUAAUCUUCAAACUUCUUGUCCGUGCCUACCUUGUUCUUUGACUUGUGUAAGAUAUUAUUUCUUUACCAGUUUGUUAUACACUUUGUGUCUGAUGUGAGUGUCUGAUCAUUAAAGUUAUUAUGAUAAUGUAUGUAUAAAUUGGUGGUGGAGAUUGGGUCGUAUUGGUCUAAUAUGAACAAGGCAUGGGCUUGGCUUCCAAGGUAUGCAUCUCUCAGUUAUUAUCAUAGGUUGUUUCAUUUAAGUGAUUCUGAACUUUGAUUUUUUUCUUAAAUUAUUAUAUUAGGAAUAGCCUUGAGUAUGAGACUGGAGCAAAGAAUUUUGUGUAUGGAGCAUCAAGUAUUAUGGGUAAUCCUGCAGAGAUUCUCUGUCCAUGUGUCGAUUGUCGGAAUGUUUGCCAUCAGCUACUAGAUACUGUAGUGGAUCAUCUUGUGAUGAGAGGUAUGGAUUUGAAGUAGAAGAGGAAUCCAUGUUGGUUUAAUCAUGGGGACAGGAGAGAGAGAACAUCUGCAGAUGUUCUAACUUCAGAGGAAGAGGCUUAUGACUUGAUAAGGACAGCAUAUUUUGAGUCUGAAGUUGGUGAUGAACAUCCAUCUGAGGCGUAUACUACAGAAGAAGCAGAGUUUAGGGAAAAGUUAGAGGAUGCUGAAACUGCACUAUACUCAACGUGUCACAAGUAUAACAAGGUUUCUGCAAUAACGGUUCUUUACAACAUCAAAGUGAAGAGUGGGAUGUCAGAGAACUUCUUUGAUCAGCUAUUGACGACAAUUAAAGACAUGUUGCCAGAAGAUAAUGUGCUUCCAAAGUCCACUGCUGAGAUGAAAAAGUUCUUGAAGGUUUUUGGGUUUGGUUACGAUGUCAUACACGCAUGCAAGAACGACUGUAUACUGUAUCGGAAACAGUAUGCUCAGAUGGAAAGCUGCCCUAGAUGUACUGCAUCAAGAUGGGAAAUGGAUAAACACAGUGGUGAGGAAAAGAAAGGCAUUCCUGCAAAGGUCCUUCGGUAUUUUCCUAUCAAAGACAGAUUGAAGAGGAUGUUUAGAUCAAAAAGAAAGGCUGAGGAUUUGCGUUGGCAUUCCAACAAUGGUAGUGAAGAUGGUGUAAUGCGACAUCCGGUGGACUCUAUUACCUGGUCACGUGUGAAUAAUAAGUGGCCAGAGUUUGCUGCAGAACCAAGAAACCUUCGACUCGGUCUUUCUACAGAUGGAGUGAACCCCUUUUUGAUGCAGAACACCAAAUAUAGUGUAUGGCCAGUCUUAUUAGUGAACUAUAACAUGCCUCCAACAAUGUGUAUGAAGUCCGAGAACAUCAUGUUGAGUUUGUUGAUCCCUGGUCCAACUGCACCAAGCAACAACAUCGAUGUUUAUUUAGCACCGCUGAUAGAUGAUUUGAUUGAUUUAUGGAAUGAAGGUAUUGAGGUUUAUGACUCAUUUGUGGAAGAGAAAUUUACACUAAGGGCUAUGUUGUUGUGGAGUAUCAGUGACUAUCCAGCAUUGGGGACAUUGUCUGGAUGUAAAGUUAAGGGGAAACAAGCCUGUAACGUUUGUGGGAAGGACACACCAAGUAGGUGGUUGAAGUUUAGUAGCAAAUAUGUGUAUAUGCGCAAUAGGAAACGACUCAGGGCUGGACAUCCGUAUAGGCGCAAAAAAUUAUGGUUCGACAACACUGUUGAGAAUGGGACAGCAAAUAGAAUUCAAACUGGGGCAGAGAUUGCUGAGAUACUAAAAGAUUUCAGAAAUAAUUUUGGAAAACCUUUGGAUAAGAAGCGUAAGCGGAAAAGGUCUGCCUUGUGCCGAGGUGAGGUUAUUGAAGAGGAAGAGUAUGAUGAAGACAGUGAUCAAUGGAGGUGGAAGAAAAGGUCCAUAUUAUUCACUUUACCUUACUGGAAGGAUUUGCCGGUUCGUCACAACAUUGAUGUCAUGCAUGUGGAGAAGAAUGUGUCUGACGCUAUGUUGUCCACUCUGAUGCAAAAUUCUAAAUCUAAAGAUGGAUUGAAGUCAAGAAAAGACUUGGAAGAUAUGGGAAUACGAAGGCACUUGCAUACAGAACCUAGGGGAAAGAAAACUUACUUGCCUCCUGCAGCUUAUUGGAUGUCAAAGGAAGAGAAAAGAAGAUUUUGCCUUAGGUUAUCUAAGUUGAGAGGACCUGAUGGAUAUUGUGCGAAUAUCGCAAAUUGUGUGACAGUGAACCCUCCUGGUAUUGGUAAUCUCAAAUCGCAUGAUCAUCAUGUGCUAAUGCAAAAUCUGUUUCCUGUGGCUUUGAGAGGUUUGCUGCCAAAAGGGCCUAGGAUAACUGUGACUCGAGUAUGCAACUUCUUCCACCGAUUAUGCCAGCGUACAAUAGACACAGAGAUGUUUACAUCAUUGGAGACUGAGAUUGUGGAGACAAUGUGCCAAAUGGAGCGUUUCUUUCCACCAUCACUAUUUGACAUCAUGUUCCAUCUUCCUCUACAUCUAGCAAGAGAGGCGCGUUUAGGUGGACCGGUACACUUUCGUUGGAUGUAUCCAUUUGAGAGGUACAAUGUAAGUAUACUAGUUUCUAUAUAUGAGGCUAUUAUAAGAAACGCAUUUAACUAACAUUUCCUUAUCUUAUUGUUAGAAAAAAU